Nelumbo nucifera (sacred lotus) is the source of this 1995-nucleotide messenger RNA. Lineage: Eukaryota; Viridiplantae; Streptophyta; Magnoliopsida; Proteales; Nelumbonaceae. The record is from RefSeq and is a predicted model, not a curated record.
CCUGAACCAGUGAAAAGGAACACAAUAACAGACUGUCACAACUCGACCGAGUGUUUUGAUUUGCAGCGUUCGACGGAGAGGUUUAAUCCAACAACCAGGACGACCAUGGCGUCUAGGCAAGUUAAGCAAGACCGGUCUGAUGCUGUUGCAAGGGCGGCAGCUUCCAAGCUCACAGAUUCUGAUAGAAGGGAUCCUGACUUCGAAGAAGUAGAUGUGACGGUGUCAGACAAACCACAACAGCACCGAACGGGCGUUCUCGGAACCCUUCAAGAGGGCACCGUGUCCGUCCUGAAGGCCGUGCAAGGUACUUACGAGCAAGCGAAAGCAGCUGUCACCGGAAAAACUCAGGAAGCGGUCGACAGGACGAGAGAAGGUGCAAACGUUGUGGCUGAACAAGCGAGGGAGACUAAAGAAUCCGUGGCUGGAAAGACGGGUGAAUACAAAGAUUACACGGCCGAGAAAGCAAAGGAAGGGAGGGACAAGAUGGGUGAAUAUACUAACUACACGGAGGAUAAGGCCAAAGAGUGGAAGGACUCGACCAUGUCGACGAUGGGAGAGUAUAAAGAUUCUGCUGCAGAGAAGGCGAGGGAGACAAAUGACUCGGCGGCCAUGAAGAAGAUGGGCGAGUACAAGGACUAUGCCGCCGAUAAAGCUAGGCAGGGCAAGGACGCCACCAUUGAGAAGAUGGGUGAGUACAAGGACUAUGCUGCAGAUAAGGCAAGGCAGGGCAAGGACGUCGCCGUGGAGAAGAUGGGCGAGCACAGGGAUUAUGCUGCGGACAAGGCGAAGCAGGGCAAGGACGUCGCCGUGGAGAAGAUGGGCGAGUACAAGGAUUAUGCUGUAGACAAGGCGAAACAGGGCAAGGACAUCGCCGUGGAGAAGAUGGGCGAAUACAAGGAUUAUGCUGUAGACAAAGCGAAGCAGGGCAAGGACGCAACCAUGCAGAAGAUGGGUCUGUAUAAGGACUACACUGCUGAUAAGGCAAAGCAAGGGAAAGAUGCGACAAUGGAGAAGUUGUGUGAGUACAAGGACUACACUGCCGAUAAGGCCAAGCAGGGGAAAGAUGCGACAAUGGAGAAGGCGGGUGAGUACAAGGACUAUACUGCUGAGAAGACCAAGCCGGGAAAAGAUGCGACAAUGGAGAAGAUGGGUGAGUACAAGGACCAUACUGCUGAGAAGGCCAAGCAGGGGAAAGAUGCAACAAUGGAGAAGAUGGGUGAGUACAAGGACUACACCGCCGAUAAGGCCAAGCAGGGGAAAGAUGCAACAAUGGAGAAGAUGGGUGAAUACAAGGACUACACCGCCGAUAAGGCGAAGGAGGGGAAAGAUGCAACAAUGGAGAAGACGGGUCAGUACAAGGACUAUACUGCUGAGAAGACGAAGGAGGGAAAGGAUACGACGGCUGAAAGGAUGAAAGGACUCAAGGACUCUACCGCCGAUGCAGCUACACAGGCAAAGGAAUUCUUGACAGGUAAGAAUGCCGAGACGAAUCAGCAGACAGCGGAGACUGGACAGGAAGCCAAGGAGAAGAUGGGCGAGACGGAGGAGUCGGCAAGACAGAAGAUGGAACGGCCGAGGUUGGAAGGAGAGGAAUACAAGGACGUGGCAAGCGAUAGGGAGCGGAGCAAGGUGGAGGUGAGAUAUCCAGAAGAGCAAAGCUCUGAGGAGAGGAUAAAGGUGGAGACGAAGACGACUCCGAGCGAAACAGUGUCGAUUGGCUGGAAUCAGAUGGCUGGGUAGACAUUCAACGAUGUGGGAAUCCUGGGUAGAGAGAGGAUCCACUAAACAGAUGGAUACAGGAAGAAGUGAUCGUCAGAUGUGUGUAGAUACUUAAUGGAUAUAUGAAUAUAUGAUGUAGGGGAGUGAUCUUUUGUAUUUUGUGUUCCGGGUCUAGAGAUACAUAUCCGGGUGUCUCAGCUAUUUUCUUUCAUAGGAACUUGGAUAAAAACCAAAAUCCGUUCGUGCUAUGUAUAAAUCAAUUGAGCGGAUUGUAUA